CGGGAGUCUGACCAUGCCAGCCGUCGCGUCGUCUCCUCAACCAGUGCGUUCGGGAGUCCUUGGAGGGGCAUACCUCUCCUCCCCUACGAGCGCACCGGGCCUUGCAAAGCCGACCCUGGAGUCAUCAACCAGGUACAUGGCGUCUCCGCCCCGCUUCAUGAACCCGGCCCCCAAGCCCGUCACGCCGCCGGUGCUGCCGCCGGUGACGCUGCCGACGCUGCCGGCGCCGGUGCCGGCACCUAUGAAUCCAUUGGUGUCAAUGGCUAGCUUCCACAGCACCACCAGCAGCAGGGCUCCGGGAGGUGUGACCUACACGGGCACCCCGAGCUAUGUGAGCUCGCCGAGCUAUGUGAUGCAGCCCCAAAACGCUCGCGCUCUGUCUCAAACAACGGUGAUGAGCAACAUCUCCGGCACUUUGUCACCCAAGGUGAUGGUCGGGGGGCACCCCCUGAUGAACGGCAGCCGCCAUUGGUUCAUUGAGAUAGUUGAAAAGAUUUGGCCUUCAGCAUCGAGGUACCUUUGCAAGCAAUUGCUCAGCAACUUCGAUGAGGGCGACACAAGCCAAGCUAAGCUGGAGAAGAUGGUCAAGGACAUGUCGCAGAGGCCCCCGCCAUUGCCCAUCAAAGCGGAUUUCAUCAACUUCAUGCUGCAGCAAGUUUGGGAGGUUGUGCAACCGAGCGUGUCGAAAGCUGUCAAGGAGAUGCUGAAGCCCAAGCUGCACUCGGCACUCAGCAUGGUGGCGCCUGUGGACAUCAACCCCUGUCUGUUGGGGGAUACGGCGCCACAGAUGGACGAGAUCGAGUUGCUGGAAGAUCAAGGAUUGGGCAAUUUGAUGGAUCUCAAACUGCAUUUCUUUUGGCACAGCGAACCGGACAUCACCGUGGAAUGCAAAUUGGGAAGUGUGGCUUUACCCAAGUUGAAGUUGGGUUUCACCAUGUAUUUGGGCCUCCAGGGAGAGUCUGAAGAGCCGCCAUUCUUCAAUGCAGCCAUGCUCUACAUGGGCAACGGCUUCAUGCACGCGCGGGAUGUGCUGAACACCAAACAGGAGAAAGAGGAUCCUUACAUCGGUAUGACCUUUGGCGACGCCUGGACAGGCUUUAGCACCAGCUUUGUGGAAGAUGCGGUGGUCGGAGCGCUCAACGGUGUCAUCGUGCCAAAGCUCGUGCUACCUUCCCGCAUGUUGCUUCACGUUGGCCAUGGCAUGGUGGCACACGAUCUGAUGAUGCCAAAGCCUCAUGGAUGUCUGCAGAUCACUGUGAAAGGUGUCAACGGUUUGGUGGGCACCGAAUGGAAGCUGCAGAGUAUUCUGACGGGCGCACGCUCCAACGACCCGUAUGUCACAGUGGACCUGGGUGGAAGUGCCAACAGCCUCAGGACACCCACGUGCUACAACGAGCUGAAUCCCACCUGGGAUGAUGGAAACACCUACUACUUCGCAGGGACACCCAGACGUUUGCAGCACUUCAACCUUCGAGUCUACGACGAUGGUUUGCUGCAGAUGUUCCGUGAACAGCAAAUAGGCAUGGCGAGUCAGGAGGAUUUGAUGGCGCGGAAGUUGGGUCUCAGUGUGAUGGAUCUGUUCGGGAUGUCAUCUCUCGACUUCUACGAUAAGGAACAGGAGAAAAACUUCACCUGUUCUCUGGACACCAUUUGGGAAGGUCGGGAGGACCACGCAGAGUUGCGAAACGCCAAGCCUCCGUCCAUCACGCUGGGUCUGCAUUGGCGUCCCAUUGUCUACGGCCAGCCCUCCAUGCUACCGCAGGCCAUCUUUUUGGACGACGACGAGCCAGAGCCGGUGUGGCCGCACUUCGUGCUGCGCGUGUGCUUCGGGAAGUUGGAGAUGAGACAUUUCACCAUGAAACCCACGGACUUGUUCUCCAUCCACGGAACGGUGAUGCCUGGCUUCGACUCCACGGGGAGUCAUCAUGAAGAUCCCAAGGCCACUACCUCUGAAAACCUCUGA
Messenger RNA from Cladocopium goreaui, 1963 nucleotides. Lineage: Eukaryota; Dinophyceae; Suessiales; Symbiodiniaceae. The record is from the annotation of a GenBank genome assembly.